Uranotaenia lowii is the source of this 3859-nucleotide messenger RNA. Its product is annotated as eukaryotic translation initiation factor 2-alpha kinase-like. Gene Ontology annotation, biological process: protein phosphorylation. Gene Ontology annotation, molecular function: ATP binding; protein binding; protein kinase activity. Bases 346 to 3663 code for a protein of 1105 amino acids. The record is from RefSeq and is a predicted model, not a curated record. The transcript is spliced from 3 exons. Lineage: Eukaryota; Metazoa; Arthropoda; Insecta; Diptera; Culicidae.
GUUUUCCGUGUUUUUCUCGUUCGGUUCGCAACUUGCACCAUAAUCGUUUUUCCGCUGAUUCUAGAAGCGAACGUAUUUUCAUCACGCAAAUUAGAUCGGAAAAUUCCAGCCUUCCGCCGAGUUAGAACCGUCGCAAAGGUUCCCCGUACGGGUGUGCUUCCUAUUUGCCAGCAGUGUGUGAUAUGUUUGACUGCGCUCGAGAGCAAUCUCGAUCGACUAUUAGCAAAUCCGAUGAAGCUCCCAGAAGUUCCAACAGUAUCUUCCCUGUUGGAAUUUUCUCCCUUGCCUAGUUGUCUAGCAUAAAAAUAUAAAAAUAGAACGAAGUUAUCGGAAAACCGGGCUGCGAUGGCUACGUUGUCCACGCUGAUUGGAUUUCUGGUGGCGAUUGUGGUCAUUCUGCUGGGAUGUUGCACCAACCGUUUCGUGCGUACCGAAAUGGUCGAGGGAACGGAACCACCGGCCAAGAUUUAUUACUGCGAUGAGGGACGUGAUGUUAGCGAUCGAUUACUUUACGUCACCACACUGGAUGGACGACUUUCUGCGUUGGAUCUCACAGAUCAGGGUAAAUUACGGUGGAGCGUGGCAACUGGACCCGGACCGCUUCUAUCUUCCAGCAUCCAUCGGUUGGAGCUGACCAACAACGGCAAAUGGGUCCGCAUGAUUCCCUCCCUCAAUGGGGGACUGUACAAGUUCGAUGGCGAUACGGUGGAACCGAUUCCGUUCAGCGCCGAUGAUCUGCUGAAAUCAUCGUUCAAAUUUUCCGACGAUCUGGUAAUUUCCGGUGGCAAGGAAACGCGCAGUUACGGGAUUUCUUCCAAGACCGGGCAGGUUUUGUACGAAUGUACCAUGGCCGGGUGUCGGAAUGCCACGGAAAUUGAAAAUGAUUCGGCCAAGAAUGGUCCCCCGAGGGAGGAAGUGGUUAUGGAGCACGACCCACUCUUGGAUGACGUUAUUGUUGUUCGAAGACAGACUCAGACUGUUAGGGCUGUUGAGUCGAGGACAGGAAAUGAACGUUGGAAUUUUAGCAUCGGGCAACAUGAGUUGGAGAUGUUGAAGAACGAAAAUUGCCAGGGCAGUACCAAGGAUACCUUGGAUCCGACUAUUUUGAAUUUGGAAUUGAAGGUUGUUAUACCGGAGGGAAUAAUUUGUGCGGUCAGACGUUCCGAACCAAAUGUUGUGAUUUGGAAGUAUAAAUUUGAACAUCCGAUUGUGAGCGCAUGGAGAGCAAAGAACAAAAACGAAAUUAUGAGCAUAGAUUUGUUUAGUGGCGCUGAUUGGUUAUGGAAUAAUCAGCCUUCAAGACAGGAUUUUCAGGAACGAAAUGGAAUGGUCAAUCCAUCGAUAUAUUUGGGAAUGCACCGAAAGCAAUUGUAUAUACAGGAAUCAACAGCUCUAGUCGUUCAGCAUAAAACAAGCGCCCAGGAUUUUUUGCUGACCGAUGAUCAAAAGGUUAUGGUUAUACCCUGGAAGCCAUAUCCUGCUCGUCCACGGGUUGCAGGCUUUUUAACGGAUGGUAGCGAAACGAUGCAAGAAGAAGAUUCCAAAUAUGCCGAAUCAACUGCAAUAGCUCGUUCAGUCCUGUACCAAUCGAACUACGUGAACGGCGAUGGGUUCUUCCUUUACACUCCAGUGGACGAAAAACAACUUUGUUCCAACGAUACUGAAACACCGGCCAUCGCAGGUCGAAAUGAAAGUUCUAUAUUCGAUUUCGCAAUGGAUCCGGAUGCUCCGGUAAAAGUGAUAAUAAUAUCCAUUUGGUACUGGUGGAAGGAGAUUCUGGUUAUUUCGGUUACGACUGCAUUCAUUUUGAAUUUUAUGCUACGUUUCAAAAACGAAAAAGAAGUUGUGGUGUUUGUCGAGCGACAAGUACCUGUCCCAAUAGCUGAAGAAGCGACAGAGGAAACGCCGGUUGCUCCCUUGGGAAUAAUGCGAAACGCAUCACGUAGCUUGUCUGAGUCGAAUGGAGAAAACUUCGUAUCCCGCUUCCAAGAAGAAUAUGAUAUGGUUCAAUGCUUGGGAAAAGGUGGUUUUGGAGUAGUUUUUGAGGUCCGAAACAAGCUUGACGAUUGUCAUUAUGCAAUAAAACGAGUUGUCUUGCCAAACAAACAGGAAUCGAAAGAUCGUGUUAUGAGAGAAGUUAAAACUUUAGCGCAUUGUGAACACAACAAUAUUGUCCGAUACUUUUAUGCGUGGACAGAAACUCCUCCUCCUGGUUGGCAGGAGCAUCAAGAUAAAAUCUGGAUCGAAAGAAAUUGUUUGUCGACAUCGAUUGACAUUGAAAGUCCAACAAGGACCAGCCCGACUGACUCACGAUUCAACAACAAGAAUGAAAUUUUCAAAGACUUUAAUAAAAAACAACAUUCCAGUCAGCUUCAGGGACCAUGGCUAACUAAAUUUUCGGAACCUAGUUUCUCCGUAUCAGCCCCGAUAGCUGAUGAUGAAUCAGACAGUUGCUCAUUCAUUCAGUUCAAAGCGGACGCAAAUCGGUCUAUGCGAAGCGAAACGGAUGACGAUUCAUUCCAGAUAGAAUUCAAAAAUGAUCAAACCGACCAUGGAACGAACGGCGAUUCAGUCGAUAUUGUGUUUCAGGAACCUUCCCAAGACAAACAGAAAACAUCCAAGAACCAUCACGUUAUAUCAAUCCAGGAAACGUCGCAGUCGAUGGUGCGACGAAACCGCCAUAAGCGACCGCUUUCCCUUGAUCUCACCAGUAACAGCCGAGUCAGUCGGUCUCGGCGGCUGCUGGACAUUACUCAUAAUAGUCACAUGACGGAAAGCAUCAGCGCAGUUGCCAGUUCAGUCGGCACCAGUACGGUGAGCAACAAGAUCUACCUUUACAUCCAGAUGCAGUUGUGCCAGAAACAGUCACUCAAAGAGUGGCUUACGCUGAACGAUCUGUCCGUUCGACAAGACAGUAUCAUUCCAAUUUUCGAGCAAAUUGUUGACGCAGUGGAAUAUGUCCAUUUGAAGGGGCUGAUCCAUCGGGACCUGAAACCGAGCAAUAUAUUUUUCUCCUUAGAUGGACGGGUUAAGAUCGGUGACUUUGGCCUGGUGACCGAUUCAAGCGACUUGGCUUACGAUAGUGAAAACAACCUUCCGCCGGGAGUCAUUUUGGGUGGACAGGUGGCAGCCAAAGAAAGACAUACACGGCAGGUGGGUACCCAUCUGUACAUGUCCCCGGAACAGCAGAAGGGUUUGCUGUACGACUACAAAGUCGACAUCUAUUCGUUGGGAUUAAUUUUGUUUGAGCUGCUGGUUAGCUUCGGCACCGAAAUGGAACGCAUUUGCACCCUGAAAGACGUGCGCAGGAACAAAUUCCCCGACGAUUUCGAAGAAAAGUAUCCUAAUGAGUACAAACUUUUACAACUUAUGCUAGCUGAAAAACCUUGCAAUAGGCCAACCACCUUCGGCAUCAAAGCAAGGCCACCGUUGAAACGAAUUCCAUCGAAGGGAACUCAGUUGAACAAAGCGAUCAUUCCGGCCGCAGUUCGUGAAAAUGGAAGCAGCGCAUCGACCGACAAUCUGCCCCAGUGUGUGGACCAGAGCUCAUCUGAGGAUUGGCAUUUCGAGCUGCCUCCCCGUCGGAAGGAUAGCCGAACCUUCAACACUAACACCCCGGCAACCACUUCCGGUUCCAGCUCCGGUAGUACCGUUUUCUUCUGAACUGACAUGCAAGAACUGGAUAAAUCGAGCAUUCUACCUUCUCUACGUUAGUGUCAUACAGGCUAAAAUAUAACGUUGUUUCAUUUCCUAACCCAAGUAUUAAAACAGUCGCUAGGAAGAGAUUCCUAAAGUAAGGGUUGUAAUACUUACUACUUACGUGAAAUUAGAGAACAAAUAAAAAUGUUUUAAAAACCAA